AUGAUGGAUUUCAUUCAUCUUGUUAGCCCGACGGAUAUCAGGGAAGUCGCCAUCGAAGGCCCUUUGAUUGUCGAAGAAGUCGUUUUUACUCCUCCUCAAGGAGCAUUGCUGGACCCGGUUCCUUCAUAUGAGCAGGCAACAAUCUCCGGAGUUGUCCCCGUGGCUGAUCUACAACGGUUGAAUUUAGGAACGUCAAGUAAAUCACCGUCCAUGGGACCUGGUCCACCUCAACCUGCUCCGGUUCCGUCGCCUUAUUCCGUGCUCACUCCGACUCCUGCUCCCCCUCAGAUCGGACUCUCUUCUUCCAUAAUCAAUCAGCCAAUGCCCGGCAUUCCAGCACCUGCCGGUACCAUAAAGGAGGCGUCAGAGUUGCCACAGAAUCGCUCACAGUCCAAUUCUGUAUCUCUGAAUCCCUUCGAGCAGAGCAGCUCCUCUGGCAAACAGCCGAUAUACGAAAAUACACCUUCGUACGUACCGACGCCAUUCCAACAGGCUCAGAGCACAUCAUCGUCGUCGAGUGCGACCCCAUUACUUUACAGUCUCCUCCUGAAACACCCUACCCUUCUCAGUCCUCUAUACAGCCCCCACAACCACAGCAGUUCACUACUCAACCUAUUCAGCCGUAUCAGUCACCUCCUUACCCAACGUUCUUCCCAAAACAAUGGACUGCCUAUUCUUCUACUUUCCAUCAAGCUCAAUGGGCCUUCCCUAUCAUUCUAG
This is a messenger RNA of Cooperia oncophora, 720 nucleotides long. NCBI's taxonomy places the organism in Eukaryota, Metazoa, Nematoda, Chromadorea, Rhabditida, Trichostrongylidae. The record is from the annotation of a GenBank genome assembly.